Messenger RNA from Lizanozyma spartinae, 975 nucleotides. RefSeq names its product cyclin-dependent serine/threonine-protein kinase (gene PHO85). The transcript is spliced from 2 exons. Gene Ontology annotation, molecular function: ATP binding; cyclin-dependent protein serine/threonine kinase activity. Gene Ontology annotation, biological process: protein phosphorylation. NCBI's taxonomy places the organism in Eukaryota, Fungi, Ascomycota, Pichiomycetes, Serinales, Debaryomycetaceae. Bases 1 to 975 code for a protein of 324 amino acids. The record is from RefSeq and is a predicted model, not a curated record. Gene Ontology annotation, cellular component: nucleus; cytoplasm.
AUGACCGGAUCAUCUUCUCAAUUUCAACAACUUGAAAAGCUUGGUGAAGGUACUUAUGCUACAGUUUAUAAAGGACGGAAUAGAGCCACGGGGACGUUUGUGGCCUUGAAGGAGAUCAACUUGGAUUCGGAAGAAGGUACACCCUCUACGGCCAUCAGAGAGAUUUCCUUAAUGAAGGAGUUGGACCAUGAGAACAUUGUUACCUUGUAUGAUGUUAUUCACACUGAGAAUAAGUUGACAUUAGUGUUUGAAUAUAUGGACAAGGAUUUAAAGAAGUAUAUGGAGAACCACGGUAAUCAGAAUGCUUUAGAUUUGAAGAUUGUCAAGUCGUUUAUGUUUCAAUUGUUGAAAGGAAUUAUGUUUUGUCAUGAUAAUCGUGUUUUACAUCGUGAUUUGAAGCCUCAAAACUUAUUGAUUAACCAUAAAGGAGAAUUAAAAGUUGGAGAUUUCGGUUUAGCAAGAGCGUUUGGAAUCCCCUUCAAUACCUUUUCAAAUGAAGUGGUUACCUUAUGGUAUAGAGCUCCUGAUGUUUUAUUAGGGUCCAGAGCUUAUACUACAUCCAUUGAUAUUUGGUCUGCCGGUUGUAUUUUUGCGGAAAUGUGUACUGGGAAGCCUUUAUUCCCUGGUACCAAUAACGAUGAUCAAUUGACCAAGAUCUUUAGAAUAAUGGGUACUCCAAACGAAAGGACAUGGCCUGGUGUCAGUCAAUACACGAACUACAAAAACAAUUGGCAAAUCUUUUUACCUCAAGACUUUAGAAUGAUGAUUCCUAAUUUGGACUCCAUGGGUUUGAACUUGGUCCAGAGCUUAUUGCAAAUGAGACCAGAAGCAAGAAUCACAGCAAGACAAGCUUUACAACAUCCAUGGUUCCAUGAGAUCACGCAACCAACCCCUGUUUUACCAUUGGCUGAUCCUUAUCAACAACAAAUCCAAGACCAGCAACAGAAACAGCAACAACAACAACAAUCUUACUAA